AUGUCUGCAGUCGAGAAGCCAAAGACCCCAGAGGUGCCGAUUGUAUCGCACGGCCGUGGAGGUCAAGGCAACAUUGGCCCGGAUAGCACCCCAUAUGUCGAUGCUGAAAUUGUUCGCGAGGGGGUCUACGGUGACCAAGGUGAUGGCGCAUACUCUGCCGGACGUGGUGGAGCAGGAAACAUUGGCUCGCCGAAUGUCCGGCCAGCUACUAAUGUCCCGCAUGAUGCCGAGGUCGUUCCCGAGCUUGCACUUCGUCCGUCUAAUGAUGAGACCUAUCACACCGGGCGCGGCGGACAGGGUAAUGUCCAUCUUGACAAAGAGGCCAAAGAAAAGGAUGCAAAGAAGAAGAUGGCACACAAGGGCCUGGCUGAUAAGCUAAAGGACAAGUUGAUGGGACGGAAGUAG
This is a messenger RNA of Penicillium bovifimosum, 405 nucleotides long. RefSeq names its product DUF3602 domain-containing protein. Bases 1 to 405 code for a protein of 134 amino acids. NCBI's taxonomy places the organism in Eukaryota, Fungi, Ascomycota, Eurotiomycetes, Eurotiales, Aspergillaceae. The transcript is spliced from 5 exons. The record is from RefSeq and is a predicted model, not a curated record.